AUGAAUCCCCUUUCUGGACUCUUGUUUUGCUGGCGCCGUUGUCUCAACCUUUUUCCGCAUCCGUUAUUGUUUUUUUGCGGCAGCUGGUAUGGGUCUUUGUAUGCCAUGAGGUUUUCUUAUCGACAUCGUGUGUGCUGCACCUCGGUGCUUACGCUGUGCUUGCUCUGCUACGCUCUCGCCGCGUCAUCGAUUCCGGUCCCCGCCGAUCUCAUCACUGUUGCCGGAAGGGUGGAUGUGAGGCAUGAGGUUGCGCAGUAUGUCGUGGUGCGGGUAGUGGACGACAAGACAGGCGUAGUGGUACGCAGUGCUCCUCUAGACGCUACUCGCUCGGUUAGCUUUGCAAACAUCGCUUCCCGAGCUGUGUCCCUUGAGGCUACCGUCGAGCUCCCGGAUCACUUAUUCGAGCUGGAUGCCUCUUCCUCUGUCCUCAAGAGCGCCAUUUCCACUGACAGCUCAACCACUCCUGUGCAGCUGACAAUUUCCACAUUCAGCAAAGCCGAGGGCGUGUCGCGAAGGACACCGAGUUCGGCCGCCGCUAGCAGUGUCGCGUCCGCUGUCCUCGCGCUGGUAGCGCUGGUGGCGGCGUGGUACGGCCGCCACAAGAUUAUCAGCACGCUCGACCUGCCGACCUUGAAGCUGCCGAAGCCGCGGAGGGUGAUGAGCUCGUGA
Molecule: messenger RNA, 669 nt
Organism: Leishmania braziliensis MHOM/BR/75/M2904
Lineage: Eukaryota; Euglenozoa; Kinetoplastea; Trypanosomatida; Trypanosomatidae
Exons: 1
Coding region: 1-669 (222 amino acids)
Source: RefSeq, a predicted model, not a curated record